This is a messenger RNA of Saccostrea cuccullata (small rock oyster), 1983 nucleotides long. RefSeq lists its product as uncharacterized. Lineage: Eukaryota; Metazoa; Mollusca; Bivalvia; Ostreida; Ostreidae. The transcript has 2 exons. Gene Ontology annotation, molecular function: metal ion binding. The record is from RefSeq and is a predicted model, not a curated record. Bases 105 to 1088 code for a protein of 327 amino acids.
UUUUCAACUUCCAUCUUGUUUUUGAGCAGACGGAAAAAUCAUUGCUGAGAAUAUAAAUCCAGUAUCAUCGACAUUGUAUUGUAUUAAUCAAAGGAAUUUAUAAAAUGAGCACUGGAUUGUUAAGAGCGAGGACAUCGCGGAGAUCCAAGACAAAAUCGCCUUAUGUCAGACCCCCUGCAAGUACAACGGGGCCUUCGGUGCAACCAACACGAGAGCCUGCACUUAUCCAGCAUGCCGGAAGUGGUAGCCAAGAUUUAUCGGCUAAUUCCAGUGGCCUUCAAGUCUCAUCCGAGGUCAAUUCCAUGGAUAGCACACUGCCUCAGCUGCAACAGACAACUACGGCUCCAGCAACGACAAAUGUUGCUUAUCAGCCAGGUACAUGUAUACCUGUUAAUCCCCUUGUUAGUAUUACAGCAGAUCUUGGGGCUAACAUACCCUUGACAACACAAGAAAAAAUCUGGAAUAAUGAGUAUAUAGAUCUUGCUAAGUUAUUGCAUUUAGAUCCAGCUGCUGAAAUUCAGCAACUGCUUGUGUUUGAGGAUGGUGAAAUUAAAAUCAAGAACAAAUCAAAGGAUAGGAAAAUUGUCAAUAUUUCAGAAUGGACUGAUUCCUUUUUGAUUUAUGCUGCCAUCUAUUUAAAAAAGUUUCCUCAGCAUGUUCAAGGCAUUUUAAAGUAUAUCAGUUCUAUAAGGCUAGGGGCUUCACGGUCUACCACUUUGGGGUGGAGGGAUUAUGAUAUUCAAUUUAGGCUUAGGCGCUCCAAAAAUAGCUUGAUCAGUUGGGAAAACAUAGAUGCAGAAUUAUGGUUGAUUUACAUGGGUCAGGCAACAGUCGCUGAACGCAAGCCCACUUCUACUUUGCAUCAGCACAGGCGUUGUUAUGAUUUCAACUUGAAGGGUUCAUGUCUUAAGAAAGAUUGUAGAUAUUUACACUCUUGUCUAAAGUGCGGACAAAACCACCCCUCUAUCAAAUGUUACAGUAAUCAAACCAGCCAAAAUACACCAAAAGGGGCUUCGCACAUGGUCGGUCGUCAAAACAUUAAUCCUAAUGUGACCCAAUCUAGAUUCUCAAGGCCAUUUCGGCAAUGAAGAUCCAUGCCUUUGGGAUUUAGGUUUUACACCAAUCAAUGUUACCACUUUAAACAACUUGUUACAAGAUUAUCCAGAUAAAACAGUGGCAAAUCAACUUUUACAUGGGUUUACAUAUGGUUUCUCAUUGAAUUAUGAGGGUCCCAGGGGUUCAGUAUCUUGUAAAAAUAUGGUUUCAGCCUUGGAGCACAAAGAUGAAUUAUUAGCUAAACUGAACAAAGAAAUUGACUUAGGUCGUAUAAUGGGUCCAUUUGAUGCCCCACCAUUUAAAAAUUUUCAUUGCAGCCCAAUAGGACUGUUACCCAAAAAACAGGGGGGUUGGAGGUUAAUCACCAACUUAUCUGCUCCUCAUGGAAACAGUAUUAACGAUUUCAUUAAUCCUGAAAUUUGCUCAGUUAAUUAUUCAUCUUUUGAUCAAGCUGUUAGCAUGGUUCAAAAACUAGGAAAAAAUGCACAAUUAGGGAAAAUGGAUAUUUCUAAUGCAUUCAGGUUGUUACCAAUUAGACCCCAAGACUUCAGUCUUCUUGGUUUUAAGUUUCUUGAUAAAUAUUACAUAGACAAAUGUUUACCGAUGGGUUGUGCCAUAUCGUGUGCUUUAUUUGAAAAAUUUUCCAGUUUUUUACAAUGGGUGGUAGAGUAUAACACCAACUUGAAAAAUGUUCUUCAUUACUUGGAUGACUUUUUAUUUGCUGGAGCUCAUGGUACAAACAAUUGCAAAAUUUUGAUGGAUUCAUUUCAAAAUAUCUGUAAUGGGUUAGGUGUUCCUGUUUCAGAAGAAAAAACUGAAGGUCCAACAACAUACAUAGUGUUCUUAGGUUUAGGUAUAGACUCAGUUAAUCAGACAAUUUUCAUUCCAAAGGAUAAAGUAGAAUCUUUACAAAAAGAAAUACUGGAA